AUGUUCAAGAUUCUUGCCCUGAUUGCCUGCCUGGCUAUCGUUGCCUCGGGUCAGUAUCAUGGAGAUCACUACGAGCACAAGGAACACUACGCACAUCCGAAGUACAAGUUCGAGUAUGGCGUCAAGGAUCCCCAUACCGGUGAUCACAAGACCCAGUGGGAAGUACGUGAUGGCGAUGUCGUCAAGGGAGCCUACACUCUGCAUGAAGCUGAUGGAACCGAGCGUGUGGUCGAGUACAAGUCGGACGGUCAUAACGGAUUCGAGGCCAAUGUCAAGAACGUUGGACAUGCCCAUCACCCGCAGGUGUACGGUGGACACUCAUCGCACGGACAUCAUGAGUACUCUCACGGACCAGGAGCUAGCUAUAGCAACGUACUUGCCCUUAUCGCCUGCUUGGUCAUUGUUGCAUCGGCCCAAUACCAUGGUGAACCCGAGCACAAGGAACACUACGCACACCCGAAGUACAAGUUCGAGUAUGGUGUCAAGGAUCCCCAUACCGGUGACCACAAGACCCAGUGGGAAGUGCGUGAUGGCGAUGUCGUCAAGGGAGCCUACACUCUGCAUGAGGCUGACGGAACCGAGCGUGUGGUCGAGUACAAGUCGGACGGUCACAACGGAUUCGAAGCUGACGUGAAGAAGGUCGGUCAUGCUCAUCAUCCUGAGAACUACGUUAACGUUGAUAAGCACUACUAA
Anopheles maculipalpis is the source of this 693-nucleotide messenger RNA. RefSeq lists its product as uncharacterized. The transcript is spliced from 4 exons. The record is from RefSeq and is a predicted model, not a curated record. Lineage: Eukaryota; Metazoa; Arthropoda; Insecta; Diptera; Culicidae. Bases 1 to 693 code for a protein of 230 amino acids. Gene Ontology annotation, cellular component: extracellular matrix.